AUGGCUCUCGGACUAAUCGAGAGCUACAAUAGGACACGCUAUGUCGAGGAACUGCUAGAGAAAACCGACAGCCAGCCCCCGUCAUUGACGAUCCACCUCCACCCUGAGCACUGGGUACUUAACAAUGGUUCCAAGUUCCUGUACCACAACCAAAUCGCAAGCAUCUUGGAUGACAUUCGUGCUCACAGAAUACCUGUCGACUUCUUGGACCUAUUUGACAAUGCUCGGGUGCCUUUUUACGAGGGAUGCAUGGUUGUCGAACUUCUGGAUUACCGCGCCCAAAAAAGUAACGACCCUCAACCGGAGAAACCUGAACGAACCCGCGUUAUUCUUCAUCCCAAUCCAGAAACGCUGUACGCCGAUAUAUGUUCGUUGAAUCAAAAGACUGGUGGACUCUGGACGGACCAGGAUGCGUUGGAAGUGGAAUCUAAACUGCUACUUGCAUCGGCGCCUCCGCUUUGCCUGGAGCCUAAUCCUCACUUGACGCGAAUCGCAAACCAUGUACUUCGUGCAUCAACACCGACUGUGCCGAUGUCUCUCAAGAGAAAAGCUGCCACUUUGGAACCAGAGGAGGACGAGUCGGAGAAGAUACGCAAAGCGAAGAUCAUGUCCUUCAUGUCACCACGCCAUCCACGGAACCACGUACCGAACUUUUCAUUCUUGGGUACUGUUACCAAGCACAAGGAGGAAAAGUAUCAAGAGUACCAAAGGUGGCUCGAGAAUCCUACAAUACCUUCCAGCUUUACCCGCUUCCUCCGUGGCCCACCAUGGCGUCCCCCGGUCGCCAAACCUGCCACACCGACGCCAGUUAUACCUCCACCACCUCUCGCGAUCGACAACCAAGGCAAUGUCAUUGACAAGUCAAAUAACACACCGUCGACGACAUUCGUUACCCCGACGUUUGUCAAUCCCACCCCCGCGGCACCCGCCACGCACCAAUUCAUCUCUCAGCAAGUACCAGUGCCGACCCCUGGUCCUGGUAUGACACCGCAGGUCUAUGCAAAUGUACAUGCAGCGACAGAAGCCGCUGCAGCACAGCGGUCGGUGGCUGCAGCCCAAGCACAGGCACAGGGAACAGCAGCGACGGCUGUGAAUGCAGCGGCUGUACAGGCAGAUCCAAAGUUACAGCAACAAUUCCAACUGCUACAAAAGGUACAACAGCAGCAGAAGAUCGGCCAGUCGCUCAUUCCGCGUCUUCCGAUUGCUCAGCAGCAAGCAAUGAUUUCCCAACUACAGUUGAGGAGUCAAAGCGCCGCUGCUGCCGCCGCUGUUCAGAAUGCAGCACAAAACCCAGGAGGGUCAACUCCAGCUCCAGGGCCUUCCACAAGUCAAUCGCCGACUGCUACAUCUCCGACUCCUGCAACGGCCACCCAAGCAUAUGGGCAAGCUGCUAACCAGUAUCUUACCGCACAGGCUGAACAACAGCAACGUGCCGCAAGCGCAACUCCCACCCCUGUCGCUUCUACUCCUACCCUUGCCCAACAGACAACGCAAGCGACGGCUCCAGCUGCUGUUGCUAGUCAACCUGCAACGACUACGGCGGGAGGGAAGAAACCGCUACCCGCAAAUUACCAUGCACAGAUCCAUGCUUGGCUCACCGCGCAAAACGCCAGCUACAUUCAGCAGCUUUCGGCUGCCGAAGCGCGUUUGGCGAAGAACCCCAGCGACCCGCAGGCGCAGUACGCGGUGAACAAUCUUCGACACCAAAUCAGUGCCCUACACCAGAAGUACCAAAGCUUCCAGCAGCACUACGGCAAAUUCCAACCGCAGGCUGGCGGUGGUGCCGCCGGGACGUCUGGAGCCAGUGGGAACGCUCAACAAGCUGGUCCCGCAGGGGCGGCGGCUGAAACAUCUGCACAAGCUACUGCCACGGCGCAGAGUAGUGGACGGGCGACGCCGCAGGCGACUGCGAACCCCUCUAGUGCAGCUUCGCAACAAUCUGUCGCUGCUGCGGCAGCGACGCCAUCUUCUGCGAGGGCGAGUCCGAUGCCUGCUAUGCACGCCCAACAGAAUCCCACUCAGUCGCAACAAGCCCAGCAAGCGAAUGCGGCCAUACUUCAAGCUGCGAUUCAACAACAACAACUACAGCGACAACAGCAACAAUACCAGCGCACGUUGACCCCCAUUCAGCCACAGAAGACGAACUCUCAAGGAGGGCAGGUGCAGAUGCAGGUUCAGCCGCAAUUGGCCGCAAAUGGACAAUAUACGUUCACGACGCCGUUCAAUGCUGCCGCAUUGCGAGCCGCAACGCCCUUGACCGCUAGUCAGCAAGCUGCUGCUCAACGGAUGGCUGCUGCCCAAGCAAAUGCAGCUAAAAUGAGCGCGGGGACCCCUGCACAGAAUGCAGGCAGUAACAUUCACGUACAGCCGUCACCGCAACAAGCCCAGGCUCAAAUCCAGGUACAGCAGCAGCAGACGCUUCAGGUCCCGCAACAGCAACAGGCGAGGACACCACAAAUGCAAACGCAGCAGCUACGGACGCCUCAAAUUCAGGCUCAGCAAUUACGGACGCCACAGAUGCAAACGCAACAGCUUCAGCGAACGCCUCAGAUGCAGACGCAACAACUUCAACCGACGCCGCAGAUGCAGCCUCAGCAGCUCCAGUCUCAAAUGGGGCAGAUGCAACGCCAGCCGACUCCUCAGCAACAUACGCCUCAGCAACAACAUGCUCAACUUCAGCCUGUGCAGGCUCAGCAGUUAGCGAUGGCCCAGCAGCAACAGCAACAGCAGCAAAUGCAGGCUCAAAUUCAGCAGCAACAACCACAACAAGCGCAUCUGACUCCGCAACAGUAUCAGCAGUAUCAGAUGUAUAGCAAUUAUUAUCAAGCUGCGGCGGCAAUGCAACAACACGGGGGACAGAGACUGACUCCGCAACAACAACAGGCAAUUUGGAACGCGCAGUUCCAGCGUGCUGCUGCUGCUGCUGGUAUGCAGGGGCAGCAUGGCGGGGUACCUAUGAACCAGGUACAACAGGCUGCGCUGGCCGCACACAUAGCGAAACAGCAGCAACAACAGCAACAGCAUCAAGGUCAAGGUCCACGGUGA
This is a messenger RNA of Coprinopsis cinerea okayama7#130, 3045 nucleotides long. RefSeq lists its product as hypothetical. The record is from RefSeq and is a predicted model, not a curated record. The transcript is spliced from 5 exons. The coding region runs from base 1 to 3045 and encodes 1014 amino acids. Gene Ontology annotation, biological process: regulation of transcription by RNA polymerase II. Gene Ontology annotation, cellular component: SAGA complex. Gene Ontology annotation, molecular function: transcription coregulator activity. NCBI's taxonomy places the organism in Eukaryota, Fungi, Basidiomycota, Agaricomycetes, Agaricales, Psathyrellaceae.